Messenger RNA from Saprolegnia parasitica CBS 223.65, 1146 nucleotides. RefSeq lists its product as hypothetical. Gene Ontology annotation, molecular function: metal ion binding; protein binding. Lineage: Eukaryota; Oomycota; Saprolegniomycetes; Saprolegniales; Saprolegniaceae. The transcript is spliced from 3 exons. The record is from RefSeq and is a predicted model, not a curated record. Bases 1 to 1146 code for a protein of 381 amino acids.
AUGCUCGCUGACGUCCUCUCGAUCGACGCGCUCUGCCCGCAGACGCAGUGGAUUCCAGCAUCAGAGCGCCCGCGCUGUGUGUGCUGCAGCACAAGCUUUGCCUUCUUUCGCAAACGCCACCACUGCCGCCUUUGCGGCGACGUUGUCUGCCGUGCGUGCACCGAGAAGCGCCCUGUGCGCCACCGCACGCUCAACAAGGUCUCGGACGUCUUGGUCUGUACGGGCUGUCUUACCUCGCCACGCACGGCCCGCACCAAGGCCGACGUUGGUCUCCGCGCCCAAAUGUCGCCCAUGCCGAUGACCGACGUCCGCCCGUCACCACCGUCGUCGUCGUCGUCGCUGUGCCACGUUUGCGCAUGCACCUUUACCUUUGCGCGCUGGAAGCACAAAUGCCGCUGGUGCCAACACGACGUGUGCGGACACUGUCGCCCGAGCUCGCCCAACAAACGGCUCGGCGUCGACGGCAAGGUGUGCUUGCAGUGCCUCCUCACGCGCACGCACCAAACCAUGGCGGCGAGACAGCCACCAACCGUCCACAGCAAGAGAUCCUCGGACAGUGCGUCGUCGCCACGCACCGACACUGCGAGUUCGUUUGGAUCCACCACGUCGCUGCCGUACCCGCUCGACUUUUCCUGGUCGCAUCCGUGGCCCAAGCCACCACGCAUCGCCCACGAGGCCCGGCGCCUCGAAACGCUGCGCUGCGCCGACAUUCUCGACACGCCGGCCGACGACGUAUUCGAGCUGCUCUGUGAUCUCGCGAUCAAGGCGACAGGGUGCUCGAUGGCAGCCGUCGCCUUUGUCGAUGCCGAUCGCGUGUGGUUCAAGGCCCGCAUGGGUCUCGCGCAGUCGUCGUUGCCGCGCGACGUGGCCUUUUGCGCCCAUACGAUCCGAUCCACGGACCCGCUGGUCGUCUUGGACGCAACGCUCGAUCCUCGCUUUGAGAAAAACCCGCUCGUGACGGGCCGCGCCCGCAUUCGGUUUUACGCAGGUGCACCGAUUGUGGCGCCGACGGGCCUCGUGCUCGGCACUGUCUUCGUGCUCGACUCGAAGCCGCGCGAGACGUUGGAUCCUCGGUCGCUCCAAAAGCUGGCCAACAUUGCCAUGGCGCACAUUAAACUUAACAAGAAAGGCUACCUGCUCUCGUAA